AUGAAGGUCUCCUACCUUUGGGUGUCCCCCGAGGUCAACCCCAUCAACCGAAAAGCCCGAUCUAUACCCUUCUUUAACCCGAUCAAUGUCUACGGCAGAGUGUUUUUCUUCUCCUGGUUCGGUUUCAUGGUGGCUUUCUGGGCCUGGUACACCUUUCCACCACUUUUGACACACACUAUCAAAGCAAACCUGGGACUUACACCAGCCCAAGUCGCGAACUCGAACAUCGUCUCGCUCUGCGCUACUCUUCUGAUUCGAUUUGUCGCCGGCCCCCUUUGCGAUCAGUUUGGUCCUCGAUGGGUCUUUGCUGGCCUCCUUCUGCUCGGAUCUAUCCCCCUCGGCCUCGCGCCCCUUGUACAGUCGGCUAGCGGCUUAUACGUCAGUCGUUUCUUCCUUGGAAUUCUAGGGGGCGCGUUCGUCCCCUGCAUGGUAUGGUCGACUGGCUUCUUCGACAAAAAUGUCGUGGGCACGGCAAACGCCCUGACGGGUGGCUGGGGUAAUGCUGGUGGUGGCAUCACAUACUUCAUCAUGCCGGCUGUCUUUGACUCGUUGAAAGGCCGGGGAUAUACCGACGGUGUCGCAUGGCGGCUUACUUUCAUCGUGCCCUUGAUCAUCGUCAUCGCCACUGCCAUGGGCAUGGUCUUGUUCUGCCCCGACACCCCAACUGGAAAGUGGUCUGAGCGACACCUACACGCCUCUGACAACCUACACUCUCACGGCGUCGAUGCGCCGCCUGCCACGGGAGGUGUUGUCGACGUCCCUGGCAGCGUUGUAGAGAAGGUGCCCACCAAUAGUUACUCCGCCAGCGAAGAGGGCGAAAAGAAGAAGGAGGAGCCCAAGAACGAGUCCAACUGGGACCACGAGGCAGCGCUUUCGAAGGAUGAGAUGCUCGAGACUGCCAAGGGCGAGAUCAUCGCCAAGCCGACAUUCAAGGAGGGCAUGAGGGUCCUGUUCUCCCUGCAGACUGCCUUCCACGUCUCGACCUACUCCUGCUCAUUCGGCGGCGAGCUGGCCAUCAACUCCAUUCUCAGCGCGUACUACGUCAAGAACUUCCCAUCGCUGGGUCAGACUGGCGCUUCCAACUGGGCCGCCAUGUUUGGGUUCCUCAACUUCGUCACGAGGCCGCUCGGAGGCGUAGUCAGCGACAUCGUCUACAGAGCGACCGGCCGCAGUGUUUGGGCAAAGAAGAUCUGGAUCAUGGUCUGCGGCUGCGUUACUGGGCUGUUGCUCAUCAUCAUUGGCAAGGUCGACCCCCACGACCAAUCUACCAUGUUCGGCCUGAUUGCCCUGAUGGCCAUCUUCCUCGAGGCAGGCAACGGUGCCAACUUUUCUCUCAUCCCCCACGUCCACCCGCAUGCCAACGGCUUCGUGUCGGGUACCACCGGCGCUGGCGGCAACCUGGGUGGUGUCGUCUUUGCGAUCAUCUUCCGGUUCAUGGAAAACGGCACAGAUUAUGCCAAGUCAUUCUGGAUCAUUGGUAUCAUGAUGCUCAUCCUUAACUUGAUGUGGUCAUGGGUACCGCCGUUGCCCAAGGGGCAGAUUGGUGGGCACUAG
Molecule: messenger RNA, 1554 nt
Organism: Neoarthrinium moseri
Lineage: Eukaryota; Fungi; Ascomycota; Sordariomycetes; Amphisphaeriales; Apiosporaceae
Exons: 3
Coding region: 1-1554 (517 amino acids)
Biological process (GO): nitrate transmembrane transport; nitrite transport
Cellular component (GO): membrane
Molecular function (GO): nitrate transmembrane transporter activity; nitrite transmembrane transporter activity
Source: RefSeq, a predicted model, not a curated record